Messenger RNA from Hemicordylus capensis (graceful crag lizard), 2598 nucleotides. It is a transcript of the gene EXOG, whose product is annotated as exo/endonuclease G. The transcript has 6 exons. The coding region runs from base 450 to 1421 and encodes 323 amino acids. Gene Ontology annotation, biological process: apoptotic DNA fragmentation. Gene Ontology annotation, cellular component: nucleus; mitochondrial inner membrane. NCBI's taxonomy places the organism in Eukaryota, Metazoa, Chordata, Lepidosauria, Squamata, Cordylidae. The record is from RefSeq and is a predicted model, not a curated record. Gene Ontology annotation, molecular function: 5'-3' exonuclease activity; nucleic acid binding; single-stranded DNA endonuclease activity.
UAACUCAACAGGGAGCACAUUCCAGAGUCUCUGACCAAGUCAACAGAGCAACAGAGAAAGGCUGUCCCCGAGUAGCCCAAGAUGAGCUGGUGGCAACUGCAGACGAACCUCUCCAGAUGAUCUCAGUGGGCAGUGGGGCUCGUGGCGAAGAUGUUCUCUUAAAUACCACGGGCCUAAGCUGUUUAGGGUUUUAUAUAGGUUAUAACCAGCACCUUGUAUUUUACUGGAAACUUAUUGGGAGCCAGUGUAGCUCUUUUAGUAUAGGAAUGUGAUAGUUGGCAGCAGCACCAUCUUUCAAAAGCGAUCAUCUUUUGAAGUCCAAGGAACCACCCUCCAGUUGGGAUUCCUGAGGGGCUUUAGAAUGGAGCAGAAGGUGACAGUUAAACUGUCUAACUGUUAGCUCAGUGACUGAGAAUAGUAGAUAGGGCUUGGAGGAGCCAGUGACAGGGAUGGCUAGGGAUAGGAUCUCUAGUGAAGAACCAGUGACAGAGUCUGUGUUGAAAAAAUAUGGAUUUCCUGUAGCUGGAGCAGAGACCAGAUGUUACACCAACCAUGCGCUAUCUUACGACCAGGCAAAACGGGUGCCUCGAUGGGUGAUUGAACAUAUUUCGAAAUACAAGACUACAGGCAACGCGGAAAGGAAAUAUUGUAAAUUUAGACCAGAUCCAAGCAUCCCUUCAGUGUUCAGUGCCAUGAAUGAAGACUACCUUGGGAAUGGCUGGUCGCGAGGCCAUAUGGCCCCAGCAGGAGAUAACAAGUAUUCACCAAAAGCCAUGGCAGAAACAUUUUAUCUGUCCAAUAUUGUGCCUCAGAACUAUGCAAAUAAUGCUGGAUUCUGGAACAGGAUGGAAAUGUAUUGCCGGGAACUGACUGAAAGAUUUGAAGAUGUCUGGAUUGUUUCAGGACCUCUGACAUUACCUCAGAUAGACAACGAUGGGAAGAAGAGAGUUACCUACCAGGUAAUUGGAAAAAGCGAUGUGGCUGUGCCUUCUCAUCUAUACAAAGUGAUCCUUGCCAGGCGAAGUGAAACAUCCACAGAUCCUUUGGUACUUGGGGCCUUUGUGGUGCCCAACAACCCUAUUGGCUUUGACCACCAGCUGCUGGAAUUCCAAGUUAGUAUUGAAGACCUGGAAACAAUGUCGGGCCUCAUUUUCUUCCCACAGGUGAAUAAAACCAAAGAUGUUAGAAACAUCUGUGAGGUGGACACCUGCAAGCUGAUGGGCUUUGAGGAGUUCACUUUGUACAUCACCACUCGGAAGCUACAAAGUGCUCAGACGCUGGAAAAGUUGGAAAAGAUCAUGUCAGAGUUACAGGGAAAAGGAAUUGAGCCUGAUGAAUAUCUCUUAAAGGUUUACAAAAAGAAGGAAGAAGAAUUAGCAACAAAAAAGUCAACAGUCGCUAGAGAAGGGAGAGCUGGUUAAGAUCUCAUUCUAAAAAUAAUGUGUGGAGUGUGUAUUUUCAGUGAGGAACUGCUAUACAGCAAUGCUCUUAUUGUUAAGAAUACAGAAUGCUUAGACAGACCUUCCCAGUGACUCUGCUUCUUUGGUAAAAAUGCAAUAAUUUGCUGUGAGAAAUGAAAGCAACCUCUGUGGCACAGGAUGGUGAUGGAGCUUAUGGUAACUGGUUUGGGCCCUUUUCUAAAUCAGUCACCAGAUACUGGGUUUAUUCAGAAUCCUUUCUGAGAAUACUACAAAUGUAAAAGAAAAGUCACCUUGGAAAUGCAAGUGGAACUUGUAUCGAUGUAACUUUCCUUUUCUAACAUGAUGCUUUAGGAGUGACAAUGGAAGCAAUUACUGGAGGACGGUGGUUUCUCCCUCACUGGAGACCUUCACGCAGGGGCUGGGCAGUUACCCGUUGGGGAUGGUCUGUCUAUAAAUUCCUUGCAUUGGGCAGGGUGUUGGGACUUGAUGGCCAACAGGGCCUCCAGCAACUGUAUAACUCUCUGAUACUGUUUUGGAACACAAGAAGUUGCAAGUCUGUCUGUCUGUCGCUCCCUCCCUCUGCUCAAAACAUGAUGCUGUGUUGUUUUUUAGAGAACAACUUCUCCGAUGCCUUUCUGUUAAUUUUCCAAUUUUCUCCUUGAGCACAACCACAAAUUACCUCAGUUAUCAGCAGUUUGUUACCCAAUAGCGUCUUGUGCUCUGAAACCACUGUAUUUUCCCCAUAUAAAUGUAACCUUAUGUAAAUAGCACUCCUGCAUAAAACUGACAUUCACAUUAUCUCAGGACUGCACCGCUUUGGCCCUUGUGCUGUUGUUGAACUACAACUCCCAUCAUCCCUAGCCACAAUGACCAUUAGUCUGGGAUGAUGAGAGUUGUAGUCCAACAACUGUUAGAGAGCUGACGUUUUGCAGCCCUGCACUUUCUGAAUAUUUUGAGUAUUCCACCUGGCUAGUUGUAUUCUUUUUAAAAAAUAAGUUUGUAUCCUUUUCUUCAUUGUAACACCUUCAGUGUCCCAAUUUGACAGUACUUUCAUUUUUGUUCAUAUUUGUUACUUUAAAACAUAUUCACUUGAAGGAGGGAUAUUAAAAUGUCAUUUGUACAUGAUGGCAUGUUGAGAAGCUGUAUGUUGUUUUAAUACACAUUUUCCCAAAAUGUU